Molecule: messenger RNA, 559 nt
Organism: Chara braunii
Lineage: Eukaryota; Viridiplantae; Streptophyta; Charophyceae; Charales; Characeae
Source: the annotation of a GenBank genome assembly
UGAUGAUGAUGAUGAUGAUGAUGGUGAUGAUACUGAUUUUGAAGAUGAUGAUGAUGAUGAUGAUGAUGAUGAUGAUGAUGACGACGACGACGCACAGCGCCCUGCGAUCACGAAAGGAUGAUGGUGAUGAUAAAUCACCUCCUGUUGAUGACGUUGGUGCUGCUGCUGGUGAUGAUGAUGACGAGCAGCACCCUACUGAUGAUGAUCCCGACAAACCUUGAUGAUGAUGCGCCCAGCGCCCUGGUGAUGAUGACGCCCAGUGCCCUGAUGAUGAUGGCGACCCAUUUACGGGAUGAUGAUGAUGAUGAUGGCGGUGACAAACCGCUCCCUGAUGAUGAUGAUGACGAUGAUGAUGAUGAUGAUGAUGAUGAUGAUGAUAACGGCGACGCACAGCGCCCUGCAAUCACCACCCUGCGAUCACGAAAGGAUGAUGGUGAUGAUAAAUCACCUCCUGUUGAUGACGUUGGUGCUGCUGCUGGUGAUGAUGAUGACGAGCAGCACCCUACUGACGAUGAUCCUGACAAACCUUGAUGAUGAUGCGCCGAGCGCCCUGGUGAUG